AUGAACCCACCUCCACCUCCACCUCCAGCCCCAAAUCCAAGCUCAGCUCUCAAUCCCACUUCCUCUCCCAACCCAAACCCCAAUCCACCUGCAACCUUCUCCCCCACCUCCCUUCUCUGGGCCCACCAACUUCGUCGUGAACACAAAGUCCUAGUCUCCCGCCUGGACGCGCUGGAAGGGACCCUGACAUCUACUUCCGCUAAGCUUAUCACAAGGACAGAUGCGUUGAAAGAGGAAUUGGGAACGAGACUGACGGGACUUGAGGGCUUGGUUGCGAUGGUUCAGGGGGGGUUGGAUGGCGCUAGAGUGGACGUAAAGGGGAUUAUAAGGGAUGUUGAAGAGGUAAGAGGAGACGUUGAGGGAUUGGAAGGGUGGAAGGGUGCGGUUGAGGGGAGGGAGAGAGAGAGGAACGAAAGGGAAAAGGUCAGUGAGGAAGGGAGGAGGAGGGAUGUGGAGGAGAGGAAGGGAGGAAGGGAGAUGAUUGAAGGUGUGGAGAAGGGGUUGAGAGAGGUUAUGACAGAGAUUAAGGAGUUGAAGGGGAUUGUGGAGGAGUUGAGGAGGGGGAGGGAUGGUAUGGAGAGGGAGAGGGAGAGCGAGAGGGAGAGGGAGGGGGAGAGGGAGAGGGAGGGGGAGGGGGAGAUGAAAAGAGAACGGGAACAAGAAAUGGAAAGGGAAAGAGAAAGGGCACCUCACAUUCCUUGCCCCUAUCCCAAUCUCCCCACACACUUUCGGGACGACACCCAACAACAUCGCUCCUCCUCGUUACCACCAAUAACCUCCUAUCAUCGGCACAUCCAUCAACGCAGACAGCAUCAACCAAUGCCCUCCACAAUAUCCGGCACACCGACGGCCUCCCACCUCCCAACCUCAGCAUUAACCCGCAGCUCUCCCCCACCGCAAUCGCACCAACCACAAACACAACCAGAGUACUCAGCCGUCCUCGUCCCAGACUCGAUCCCACCAGCACCCCCGACAUCCCCCACUGAACCGCACUUAUCGCUCAUAGCUCACCCCUCGGAGAAAUUGGACAUGGAAUAUGAAUAUUCCAUGUCAGCAGGAGCACGAGAACAGACUGGCGCAGGCACUGUAAUACCAACUCUGCGCCAGAGACCCAGUGAAUCACUCCAUUCCUAUUUGGAACGUGGGGAAGCUGUGCUGGCGCGGUUUCCGCGUCAGGAGGAGAAUAGAGUUGUGCUGGCUUUUUGGGGGGGAGUUAGGGAUGUGGAGUUUAGGAGGAUGUUGGAGGAGGGGCUGAAGACGGUGGGGUGGAGGUGGGAGGUUGUUAGGGGGCUAAUUUUGGAGAAGACGGAAAGGGAGGGUUGGGAGGAGAGGGAGAGAGUUUGUGGUGUCAGUAACAACGGGGUUAAUAGCUGUGGGGAUGUAGCUGUGCCUAGGGUUGGGGUUAGGGUUGUCAAGAAAAGGAAGACGAAGGUGAAGAGGAGGAGGGUUAUACCUGUUAUUUGGCCGGUUGAGGAGGAAGGGGAGGAGGGAGAAGAGGGAGAGGAAGGGGGAUGGUUUGUGAUGCGGAAUGGGUUGACUUAA
This is a messenger RNA of Paracoccidioides brasiliensis Pb18, 1542 nucleotides long. RefSeq lists its product as uncharacterized. The transcript is spliced from 2 exons. The coding region runs from base 1 to 1542 and encodes 513 amino acids. The record is from RefSeq and is a predicted model, not a curated record.